Messenger RNA from Aedes albopictus (Asian tiger mosquito), 1586 nucleotides. RefSeq lists its product as uncharacterized. Gene Ontology annotation, cellular component: plasma membrane. Gene Ontology annotation, biological process: sodium ion transmembrane transport. Gene Ontology annotation, molecular function: ligand-gated sodium channel activity. The record is from RefSeq and is a predicted model, not a curated record. NCBI's taxonomy places the organism in Eukaryota, Metazoa, Arthropoda, Insecta, Diptera, Culicidae. The coding region runs from base 126 to 1457 and encodes 443 amino acids. The transcript is spliced from 6 exons.
AAAUACUUGAUACCAAAGUCCAACAACAUUUAUAAGUUUUUCUACUCGUGAUCCUCGAUGUUGUGCUUCGAUAAAAUGUCUGGAAAAAAUGUGAAUCGUUCAUUAGUGAUCAUUAUAGGCUAAGAAUGAUCAGUCAAACAAAAUUGAAGCAAAAGUUCUGGGAUGUGCUGCACUUUCUGUGUUACGAUCCGAAACGGCUGGUGAGGAUAAUAGUGCUCAGCAUUUGCAGCGUCGUUGUGAUCUUCCAGCUAACGGAAUGCUUCCACAAAUUGAUAAAUCCACCCAUCACGACCCAUUCGAGAUUCGACCUGAACGAGUCGAUGUCCUACCCAGCGAUCACCUUCUGCCGGAAUCCGCCGUACAAAUUCGACGUUAUGGAACGGUACAAUCUGUCGCAGCAUCCAAAGUAUGCGAAUGCUUUCAAUAAGUUCGACUUUAGCCAAGCGUCGCUGGACGACCUUUUUCGGGAUGCAACGUACAACGAAAGUGAAUUCUUCAUACAGUAUGGAUUGGAUGGAUUGACCGAAAAUGUCGAAGUAAUUAGUAGUAUGCAUCUGGAUAUGGGGCAGUGUUUCACAUUGAACCCAUUGACAACGACAACUCACUCAUGGAAGGACGUCGGAUUUUCCAUUCUAUUGCAGCAUGACAUCAGGGACGAUGUAUACUAUCUAGGUGAAGACCUACCCGGGUGGCACAUUUUUAUCCAUGAUCCUGUUGAAGGUUUUGCAGAAAAUCGCAUGCAAUCGUCCGGCCGCGUUGAAUAUCUUUUCAUGGAGGUAGACGAAGAGAUCGAAAUUAAGCUAACCACACAGCAUUUUUACAUGCUUCCGAGUGCGGAAAAUAUGUGCACCACCGAAAACGAAAUGAGCUCCACUAGGUGUAGCGAGCUCUGCCACUGGCACCACGUGGUCAACAUAGUUGGCUGUACGGGUCCCUGGAUGCCGGACAUCGAGCAGGAACUGUGUGACACGGCCAACGAGACACAGCAGUUGAUCAAGCACUACAAACGGUUGGAAGAUCUGGACAGUCGCGUGUGCGGAUGUUUUCAACCGUGCUCAACGACCAUCUUUACGGCGUACGUUAUGAAUAGGAAGCACUACCGGAUCAACGUCCCGUCCGGGCAAGUUUGGCUGUAUUACACCUCGAAAAUGGUUACGAUCGUCGAAGAGUUCCACGGAUACGACCUGACCCAGUUCGUUGCUGAUUUGGGCGGAUCGCUUGGCUUCCUGUUGGGCCUGUCGGUUCUGGGACUGAUCGGACUGUUGGAGAAGAUCGUUGCGCUGCUAUUCAUUCGCAAUCUGAUAGCCGAGAAGCGAAAUAGAACUGGCGAUGGCAGUGGGACGAUAGAUGCCAAGCAGCAACUAGAGAAGGAAAAAUCCAACGAGCUGAGCCAAAACUACACCAGCAUUACGGAGUGCAGUGACACAACGCUGGCAGUUGCAAAUGUCAAAAAAUAGUGAUUAAAUUAGGCGUAUCAUUGUCGCAACAUGUCUAGCAUUUAGUUUUUAACGUUUAGUUGGAGAAUAAAAAUGACCCCCUGUAAUAAAAAUUAUCUGAUCAAAUGGUCCCGAACAGGACUCAUCCGA